ACAAACCAGUCAACUCAACCAUGAAGUAGUUAUUAGACGGAGUUUCUUGAAAAUAAUUCAACUGCUUGAGAGAGAACUCACAAUGAGUCCUGGACUGGGUCAUGAUCCGUUGUCCAGUUAUAAUAUAACGGCUAUUGGUAAUGCGGCUCUCUGUCUUUGGCAACAGCCACAACACUUCCUUUUCCAACUGGCUAAUUUGUGCUUUGUACUUUCGUACUCAGCACCUUCAUCAAAAAAAGGCAUUCUGUUCAUGCAUUCUGCUCUUAUCAUUGGUUUUAUGCUAUUAUCUGGAUGGGCAUGGCACGUGAUUUGCGCCCCAGAUAUAUUUUCCUGGAAUUUUAGCUUCCUUGUAUUAAAUAUUGGUCAAUUAGUCUACAUAGUUUAUCAGAUGAGACCUGUUCGUUUCGACUCUGAACUUGAGGAAGUUUAUCACACUUUAUUUUAUCCUUUUAAGGUAUCUCGAAUGCAAUUCAAAAGACUUGUAUCUCCGGAAUUCGCAACAAUAAUGUCUCUGCAUGCUGGAGAAGCUUAUGCGAUGCAAAACCUCACAAAAACAGAUAGACUUGGAUUAUUACUGAGUGGGAAAGUCAAUGUCCUUAGUGAUUCGAGCUUCCUUCAUCCAAUUCUUCCAUGUGAGUUUCUAGACUCUCCAGAGUUUGAAAGCUCAAGACCUUCAGUAGACGAUAAAUUCAAAGUGUCUAUUGUAGCAGCAAGCUCGUGUAGAUAUUUGUAUUGGCAACGAUCGGCUUUAGAAUAUUUAUUAGUUAAAGAAACAUAUCUAGCAACUGUGUUAACAACUCUGGUUGCUAGGGACAUUGCCACGAAACUGUAUGCGAUGAAUAACAAGAUAGUUACAGAUAAAGGCUCACACUUGGACAUAAGAUUGCCAUCAAUAAGUGCUGGUAUAACGAUGAGUAGUGAAUACAGAAGUCCUAGGACUUCCAGACAGACUCUAAUACGUCGAAAGGAAGGAAAAUCAACUGCUAAUAAUGUAGGUGGUGCUAUACCUAAAGAACGGCCAGCAAACAAUUUGACGAAACUUGGCGCGCCAAACAUGGAGCCGCUACCCGAGAUGCCGUCUUGUGAUGAUUUGGCUUCCAGCGGGGUCGAGAGCUGGCUGGAGACAUCCAGUAAAUAUCACAGCUGCGAACUUGCCGAUGAAAUGGACGAGUAAAGAUUAUUCAAUAAUUUAUGAUUAAUUGAAAACUAAUGAAAAUGUUAGACCCAUGGUCUUCCUUAUUUUUCUACGUCAAUAUCGGAUGCAAAUAACUAUUGGUCCUUGCAUUAUUUACUGCCCAGAGCGGUCUACAUUGAUUGUAACUACUGUAUUAUUAUUCAAAGUACAAUAAAAAUGUUAUGAUGAAAAUGUGAAUGUUAUGAGAAGUAUAGCACUCUAGUGGAAAUUACCAUUUCUGGAUUUAUUUUUAUGAUUGACCAGAAAUGUAGCUGCUUUUCUAAUCAGAGUAUGCUAAAGCAUCAAUCAGAGACUGAUUAGAAUGUUAAAGAGCAUGAAAGCUAUAUCUUUUAUUUAGUUUAACAUAAAAACUCAUUUAUUUUUUUAACAACGAAGUUAUUGAAGAUUUUUGUAUAUUUCUUUUCAAGAAUAGGAAGAACAUUUUAUAGUACAAUUACUUAAGAUGCUAGAAUAUUUUGUUAGCUUCUUGGUUGAUGAUGAAGUGAUAGUUUUAAAAGCUUAGUAUUAUUGGAAGUAAUUUCUACUAGAGUAAUUCAUUUAUACAAAUAUAUAAUAAUCUAUUGAUCUGUUAUACAUGAGUAGCUAUUUAAUAUUCACAACUGUAUCAUUUUUAUUACAAUAAACAUUUAAAUAACA
This is a messenger RNA of Chelonus insularis, 1831 nucleotides long. RefSeq names its product popeye domain-containing protein 3-like. Bases 83 to 1174 code for a protein of 363 amino acids. Gene Ontology annotation, molecular function: cAMP binding. Gene Ontology annotation, biological process: regulation of membrane potential; striated muscle cell differentiation; heart development. The record is from RefSeq and is a predicted model, not a curated record. Lineage: Eukaryota; Metazoa; Arthropoda; Insecta; Hymenoptera; Braconidae. The transcript has 7 exons. Gene Ontology annotation, cellular component: sarcolemma.